GGAACAGACAGCCAGACCGGAUCAUGUGACGGCAAUAGUUUCUAAACGACAAAACCCGGAGAGACACACGCAGAGAGACACGAUCACACGCAAACACACACACACACACGCAAACACACACACGCGCAGCCAGCGAGCGAGCGGGAGAGUUUCGUAACUUGGGGAAGUUUUGUGGAGCAAUCGCCCGAGCGGACCGCUCAGCUUCGGCUCUCUUUUCGGAUGUCAGUGACGCCGCGGAGCGCCGAUCGUCGCCUGCGAGCUGCUUUCUGACCCGCAGCGGAACUAUCUUCUCUCUCUCUCUCUCCUGGAAACAGACCCGCACUCUCCGUCCCAGCAAAGCCUGGCCUGUGCAGCCAUGCUGAUGUAUGACUUCCCUCUGAAGACAGACAUGGAGACGUCAUUCUACUCUUCGUUAGUGAAAACCACGGAGCCUUACGGGGUGAUCUUCUCCCACCCCGCCCACAUCUACCACCCAGCGCACAUGCCCGCCUUCCACCACGCGCCCCUCCACCACGCGCACACGCAGCUGGAGCCCGUGGACCUGUCGGUCAGCAAGCGCUCCUCCACCACCUCCUCCCCGCCCUGCUCCUCCUCCUCCGCCUCCUCCUCCCCGGCCUCCUCGCGGAGCUCCCCUCCCUCCCCCUACAGCGCGGUGAGCCGCUCCUCCCCCCGCUGCACCACCCCGCACGCCCAGCCGCGCUCCUCGCCAUCGCACGCUCUCCCGCCGGCCACGAGCUCCCUCCCAUACCCCCCCAUGGUGACCCGGCUGAUCUCCUCGGGGUCCGGAGUCAUCCAGGAGUCGGGGGUCAUGAUGUCUCCCAUCAUGUUGCCCAUCCUCUACCCCCCGCCACUGCACCUGCACCCUGGUGGUGCAAUAAUGGUGAGCUCACCCGUCACCGCCGACGACCAUCAUCAUCAUCAUCGGAGCAGGGAGCACAAGACAGUUCACUGCGGCGACCUGCACAAGCCAAUCAAAACGGAGCCCCGCUCUGAGCUCGCUCACGACCUCAACGGCGGCCACGAGAUGAAGUCGUCCGUCAUCAGGAUACCACACGAACACGGGGGCAACAACCCGUCCGUCAUUGUGCACUCGGGCGCCAAGCAUCCGCCCCCCGUCGAGUCCCCGGACACGCUGAAGAAGCGACGAAUCCACCGCUGCGACUUCAACGGCUGCAACAAAGUGUACACCAAGAGCUCCCACCUCAAAGCGCACCGCAGGACGCACACCGGGGAGAAGCCCUACAAGUGCAUGUGGGAAGGUUGCACGUGGAAGUUCGCCCGUUCGGACGAGCUGACGAGACACUUCCGGAAGCACACGGGGGUGAAGCCGUUCCAAUGUCCCGACUGCGAGCGCAGCUUCUCUCGCUCCGACCACCUGGCUCUACACAAGAAGCGCCACCUUCUGGUGUGAACCCCACCUCCGCGAGGAGAACGGGGGGGGGGGCGGGGGUCAGAUGGAGUUUUAAUGUCGGACUGUACCACUUGACUUGGGUUUUUUUUUCUUUCGCGUCUUACGCGUUGGUCUCCGACAGGGUGGGGGGGUUACUGUGGGACGUUCCUCAGGGUGCAAGUUCUAGACCCCUUUGCCUCAUUGACCCCGAAGGUUGGCCGGUGUUAUUGUAUUUAUCACGUGGCCAUCACACACAGACCUGCGGAUGUAUCUUCCCCUUGGUUUGAUUUAUUUUAAAGUAACAGAGCACGGACCCGCUGUAGAAGGCCAAGACACUUUAAUAGAGAAGAGAGACCGCUGCACAUCAGCUGGCCUGAGAUGCAGCGCCUCCCAGUGGCCGGAGAACCGAACUGCACCAACAUCAACUCUGCCCCAGCCUCACACAGCACGCUCAGGCUUCGUCAUCAACUCUAUUUUCUCUGCACUCAGUAGAUUGUGGACUCACACGCAGGUUGUUUGCUACCUAGGCUAAUCUAAUGUGAAACUCCAGAAUGUAUCAUAGCUCACCUACUGUGCAUCGUGCCAUACACACAGCUUUACCUGUGACAUCUCGCUAAGGCUGGGUCCACCUUCAUGGACCACCACAUCCAAACCGCACGCACCUGAUCUGCCUCUGUAAGCUGUACAUUAUGAAAGGACGUAAAAAAAUGUUAAGCCAAAAGUUUGGUUGGUUCGUUUAGUUUUUUCUGAUUUGGGUUGAAAAGAAAAGUAGGACCUGGGUCUCGUUCAUUGUCGGAGUGAAGUGUUUUUUAUGUUUUCAUUCAGAAAUGUGAACGUUGCUGCACAGGGGCAUUAUUGUUAGCAAGGAAAAGACACCACUUGGUUGGUAUAAGGUUAGAAGCAAUUAUAGGUCUUAUAUCAAGUUUAUAAUGGUAGCCUUUUUUAUUGGAAAUGCAAGGGGGGGGAAUUUUAUCACACAUAAUGUCUAAAGAUGUAUAACAUUGAAUUGAACCGUUUUCUUAAGAGGAGGGGAGUCAUAAGAUAUAUUCUACUAAACCGUCACCUUUUUAGAGCACAACAUUUGCAGCACAAAAAGAAAAUAUUUCUGCUCAAUGCAUCUUUGUACAUGUCUCCAAUGUGCACUUUAUAUAUAUAUAAAGUAUCAGACCCUGUAUACACAUUCAGAACGUAACAAUAUUCCCAAAGCAAAACAUUUUCUAACCAGAUUUUCUAUCUGCCUGCUGGUCAGUUUGAUCAGAAAUAUUUAACUUAAAGUCUUGGUUUGUUAUUUUCUGAUCAUAUAAUACAGAAGAUGUGAUCAUUUUUUUAGGUUAAUAAACACACACGCACACCGAAUGUAGUGGCUGUACUGAUCUGCAUUUUGCCCCUGGAUCUUCUACGCGGUUUUUACUUUGUUUUUUGUAUUUCUGAAAAUAUAAGUUGUAAUAUAUAUAUAUAUAUAUUUUAUAAUUGAUUAUUAGACCGAAAGGGCAAUUAAAGGUUUUUAUUAAGCAUGAUUUUGAUACUCCCAUAACAAUGGAUAUACAUUUCUAUAACUUUGUCUAUGAUAAACCCAAUAAAACUUUUAAUCUAAUUGUUGGCAAUUCAAAGGGAACAUGUUAAACUGUGAACAUAUAUCUGUACAUGUUUAUAUGAAAUUUUAGCAUUUAUUUUAAGAAAAAAUAUUCAUACCACUUAAUAAACUUAUUGAUGAUACUUGCAGAAUGAAGGGCCGUGUCUUAAAUUAUUCGUGUUUUUUUACUGUAUGUUGUGUCUUUAACUUUAACCUUUGCAGCUGUAAUAUUCCAAAUUUCCCUGUUGCGGGACUAAUAAAGGAUUACUGGUUUUGUCUUACUUAAAAUAUGACUAUUUCGGCGGAAAAGAUCCUUGGUCAACAUCUUGGCAUACUUCAUCGGUUUAAAAACCCACAGGCUACAUGUCCACCUUUAUAAUAUUAUUGGAA
This is a messenger RNA of Pungitius pungitius (ninespine stickleback), 3353 nucleotides long. It is a transcript of the gene klf3, whose product is annotated as Kruppel like factor 3 (basic). Gene Ontology annotation, molecular function: RNA polymerase II cis-regulatory region sequence-specific DNA binding; DNA-binding transcription factor activity, RNA polymerase II-specific. The coding region runs from base 356 to 1411 and encodes 351 amino acids. The transcript has 6 exons. Gene Ontology annotation, biological process: regulation of transcription by RNA polymerase II. Lineage: Eukaryota; Metazoa; Chordata; Actinopteri; Perciformes; Gasterosteidae. The record is from RefSeq and is a predicted model, not a curated record.